AUGUUAGAUUGGUACAGCCGUCCUGCUUGGAUGUCUGGCAAUAGCUCAAUCCUACUAGAGAAAGGGUAUGGAUAUCCAUAUAAAGACGACACGGUGCAUUUCCUACUGUUUCUCACCAAAAGUGGUGGAAAGACGAAUAUCAGAUCACCAAACCUUGUAAUAUCCAAAAGCAAUUUCAGCCACAACAGUGAAGGUGGAAUUUUGUUGGGUGGAGAUAACGCAGGAAUAGUUGAAAUCGAAAACACGGACGUACGAGACUCACCCGAGAAUGGCUUGUCGACAGCAUUUUCCCACGUUAACAGCUUGAAGCUGCUGAAUUGCCAAUUCGUUAGAAACAAGAUCGGAAUCAAGCUCUCUUCAUUUUCAGGUAACGUGAAUAUCGAGAACACCAAGGCUUCUAACUCGACCGAAAAUGGACUUUAUGUGGACACGAACGGUGAAAAAACAAUCCAUAUUGAAAAUGGUGGUGUUUUCCAUAGCAAUGGAUAUGGCCUGUUUCUGGAUGGUAAAUAUACCAAAGUGAAACUUACUGCAACCAGGAUAUUUUUUGGAUGGAAUAAGGCAUCUUCUGUUUAUUCGCGUAGUUAUUAUGGUUGCAAUUUGCCUUGUUCAUCCCAUACUUCCUUUACAAACUGUACAUUUUAUGUCAACCGAGGCCCUGUAAUAGACAUUAACGAGUCUCCACACUCUAAUCCAUGGCAAUUUAACGGUAACCUUUUCCUGAAUAACACUCAAGGUCCUGUUAUUUUGACUACGCGUUAUACGAAUAGAUACUACACUCCUGAAUUAUUUGUGAGAAACAAUAGUUUCUUGUUCAACUUUUGCCAAGAUAAAAGCGUCAUAGACAUUAUAGGAGGCACAAAAGUUUUGAUUGUAGAAGGAAACAUCUUCAAACAAAACUACGGGAGAUCCGUUUAUAUAGGAAAAACCUCUCCUUCAGGCGCAACUAUAAGAAGUAACGUUUUCACAAACAACAGCUGCCUGAAUUGUGGAGUCAUUGAGAUUCAGAGGAUAGGUAAGGACAUCGCAAUUGUUGACAACAUUCUUAAAUCGAAUAAAGGACAAUUUAUGGUUCUUCUCCAGUGCGAAUACGUUGUAGGAGUGAACACUGGCAUUAAGAAUGUAACGUUUUUGAAUAAUUCACUCCUGAACAACGUGGCUGUAUCAUCAAGUUCCCCAACCUGUCAGUUAAAAGUCUCUGGAUUUGCGGAAUGGAGACCAUUUUUCAUCAGUUUCAACAGAUUUGGCAGCCAAGACUUCUCAAAAGAACUUUGUGUAAGCACCCAAGAUUCCUCGCACAGCAGCACAAUGCAGGCUUCAUUAAACGUCUGGGGUUAUGAUGACGAGGAAAAAGUCAAGGAAAGAAUCUUUGAUGGUGAAGACAACUACGAAAAAACAUUUGUUGUUUUUCGUCCUUACAUCAGUAAUGCAGGAAACAUAAUAAAGGGUUCGCAAGAAAAUACUACCUUUAACGCGCUAUCGAAAAGCUUUCUGGGAGGAAGGAUAUUAUCCAACGUUCUUCUAAGAAAAGAGAAAAGUCCUUACACAGUUGUGUCCGAUGUCACUAUUCUGCCUGAAGCUUCACUUUCAAUUGAUCCUGGUGUUGAGGUGCAAUUUAUGCCAGGGGUUGGCAUGUUGGUUCUUGGUUCACUAUUUGUGGGCGGAAAUGUACAUCAACCUGUCAAAUUUUCUCUUUCAAAAGUUACAAAAGAUGACGAUUUUCUCAAAAUUCGAUUAGCCGGAGGUAAGUUCCCUUGGGAAGGACGUGUACAGAUACUACACAAUUGGAAUUGGACCUCACUGUGUUUCAAUGAGACGCAAGGCAAUAAAACUAAUGACGUAAAACUGAUAUGUGAACACCUGGGCUAUCAAGCACCAUUGUCCGUCAAUCAUUCCCAUCACGAAUCGUCCGGCCCUUGGGAUGCUUGUGCCGCUCUUCAGUGUAAAGGAAGUGAGUUAGAUUUAGCAGAAUGCUCUAUAUCUUUCCAAAGCCUUAGCUGCAACACGUCGUGUCAUCUCGUGUUGAACUGUGGCGAAGGAAGGCCUUGGGGAAAUAUAAGAUUUCUUCGCGAAGCUAGGAACACUUCAAACCUAUCAACAUCAAGUUUAAAACACCUAAGAAUUGAGCACUGUGGCGAGAAACAUGGCCAAAACGUUGCUGCCAUUGAAAUGAUUCAGUACGUUCCAGAAGUAAAUCAUGUAACUGUUCUUAACUGCACAUCAGGUGGUAUCAAGGUUUUGUUCCCAGAAAAAGAGGUGAUUAUAAUGAACAGUUCCUUCGUUAAUACCGGAGGAAAUGGAACUGAUUUUAUCAGUACGAAAAACAAUGUUACACUUAAAAACGUCAAAUCGAUAAAAAACGAGUUUGGACUGAGUUUUCAUGAAGCCUACGGUGAUUGGUUCAAUACUAUUUCAUAUGGGAAAGUUAAUCUGUGCUCCCCGCAAAAAGUGGUGAAUGUCACGGAUCACGAUGUAUUCGUUUACUUUAGGGCACCAUUCGUGUCUUUCUCAGAUCUAGGGGUAUCCUGCCAAAUAAAAGUUCAAACAGAGGCAAGUGCUGGUUUUGCUAUUCAGCUACUACUCCUAAAAAAUGUAAGAUCUUUUCGGAUAGAACUGCCUAAUAGACGUGAAAUCUUCAGGACUUAUGGUAGCAGCCUAGGUCUACUCUUAAAAAGAAACUUGAUCAGGUGGGAUUCUUUUACAGUCCACUUUGAGGGACGGUACAGUAGCGAAAUGCUUUUGCAAGUUCAACGUGUUGAUAUCAAAGAUAUUCCAUGCUCAUUUGACCGGGGAUUUUGUGACUGGAGACGCUAUCCCAAAUCACAUUUUGAAGGAAUUGCCUUGAGGAAGAGAUGGUAUUUUGGAAACAGUCGUUAUGACCACACCUAUUCAGGAGGCAAUGGGGGAUUACUAUAUCUUUGGCGACACUCGUUUUCUGGUUACGGUGCCUUUACCAGCCCAUUAAUUUCCAGCGACAACAAUUACUGUUACUUGGUGUUCUACUACAUGCGGGAUGACUACUACUCCAGGUUAUCAGCAUCGCUGUCCAUUUUUCUUAUAGAAGACAUAAGUAAUUCUUCGACCUUGCUCUGGUCUAUUAGCGAUUACGUGACAGACUGGAAAAAGAUAGUGAUUGAGCUACCCUAUACUGACGCCAGUUACUCGAUUGUGGUAUUGGGAUAUGAAGAGUACACAACCGGAAUUAAAAUCGAUGACCUGGCCUUCGUCAGUUGUGACCCAUCUGCUACUGCUGUACACCAAGUAACCGGAAGUGUUUUUAGUGGUAACGAGAAACAAGGUAUACAUUACACGACAACUCAAAGUGAAAGCCGACAUAUUUUCAGAGUAGAACGUUGUCAGGUAACAAACAAUGGUCUGAAUCCAGUCCUUAGUGGAAGCUUACCAGGAGCGAUUCACCUCAAUGCUUCAAACCAAGUGUUUGAAAUAGUCAAUAACUACAUUGCUGGAAAUAACAAUGGAGGUAUUUAUUCCGAAGUACUCAAUGAAGUGUCCACGACAAGACCACCGGUCAGCCAUAUCCAUGCAAACACCAUAGAGUAUAACAAAGGAGGCACAUUACGCGUAGAAGGAGUUUCUGGGCCCUAUAUGAAUGUUAACGUGAGCAAUAACUAUUUUUCUCGAAACUUGGCGCGAGGUUUGGAUGGCAAAGCAAAUAGCGUUUGUGUCAUAACAAAGUCGUGGGCGAUUGUUCAAGGAAAUUUCUUUUAUAGAAACGUCGGUCAUUACGUUUUGCUGUAUGAUAAUUCUCAGACAAGUACUGUUGGUCUUCGAUUUGUGAAUAAUACAUUGUACAAGAACGGUGCAAGGGGGCUCGAUGUUAAUUACGGAGCGACUAUUCUGUGCAAUGGAACAGCAGAAAUUCAUGGAAACGUUUUUCAGAAUCCUAACAACCGCUAUCAAUUCAGUACCACAAUGAGAGGGAGUCCAAUCACAGUAAACGCCACUUUUAAUUGGUGGGGAGAGAAUGUACCAAAUCUGAUUUCUUCUCUGAUUAUGGAUAAGACAACGGAUUAUCGACUGUCCAUAACAGUUGCGUUCCAGCCGUUCGUCAAGCUACCACCUCAAACAGCGACAUCAGUGUCUUGCCCGCCUGAAUGGAUUAAAGACGAUGAGAUUUGUUACAUGUACAAAGGAGGCUCCUUCACUUUCACUGAUGCCGAGAAAUAUUGUGGGAGUUAUGGUGGAAAUCUCGUCACCAUGCUUUCAAACGAAGACAAACGACUCAUAAAGCAUCUCCGACAGAAAGAAUCCUCGGUUCAUUCGGGCAGGUUGCCUUCCCUGUGGACCAUAAGUAGGCGCUUUUUGAGAGAGUCCCACCACAAUGCAUAUGAUCAGGAAAAUAACGUAUGUCCUGUUGUGGCUGCCACCGGAAAUACUUCACAAGUUCAUUGUAAUGAAUUUCUUCCUUUUGUCUGCGUGCGGAGGCCAGUUAUUCACUGCCCGAACAGCUGUUUCCAUAACGGGGACUGUAUAGGUGCCACGUGUUUCUGCUAUCCCGGAUGGACUGGAGAAGACUGCUCCAGGUUUCACUGCUAUGACUUGCAUAACUGUUCUGGUAAAGGUGAAUGCAUGGGUCCCAAUGUAUGCAAAUGUUACCCCGGAUAUUUAGGUCUUGGUUGCACUUACUCCUUCUGUGGAAAGUACGAAAGUUGUGCUGAUUGUGUGACAGACCUGUUUUGUGGAUGGUGUGACAGUUCACGCUCCUGCCUCGGAGGUUUUGCCGCAGGGCCUCCUGGAAUGAGUUGUCCUGUUUGGUUUUACUACCACUGUUAUACAGUAGGAGACGAACGUUGUUCACCUGAUAUAAUG
Molecule: messenger RNA, 4830 nt
Organism: Pocillopora verrucosa
Lineage: Eukaryota; Metazoa; Cnidaria; Anthozoa; Scleractinia; Pocilloporidae
Source: RefSeq, a predicted model, not a curated record